AUCACCAUGUGGAUGGACAACCACACAGCACAGUCAGAUUUCAUCCUGGUGGGACUCUUCAGUCAAUCCCAACACCCAGCUCUGCUCUGUGUGGUCAUUUCUGGGGUUUUCCUGAUGGCCUUAUGUGGAAAUGCUGUCCUCAUCAUUGUGAUACACACUGACAUCCACCUCCACACCCCCAUGUACUAUUUCAUCAGCCAGUUGUCCCUCAUGGACAUGAUGUACAUUACAGUCACUGUGCCCAAGAUGCUCAUGGACCAGAUAACUGGAAUGAAUAGAAUCUCAGUUUCUGAAUGUGGAAUACAGAUGUUCCUGUAUUUGACACUUGUGGGUGCAGAGUUUUUUCUCCUGGCUGCCAUGUCUUAUGACCGCUAUGUGGCCAUCUGCCAUCCACUCCGUUAUCCUGUCCUCUUGAACCAUAAGAUUUGUCUCCUCCUGGCAUCUGGUUGCUGGUUUCUGGGAUCUGUGGAUGGCUUCAUGCUCACUCCAAUCACUAUGACCUUCCCAUUCUGCAAAUCCAGAGAGAUUCAUCACUUCUUCUGUGAAGUUCCUGCUGUACUGAAGCUCUCCUGCUCAGACACCUCUCUCUAUGAGACACUCAUGUACCUGUGCUGUGUCCUCAUGCUCCUCAUCCCUAUAAUGGUCAUUUCAAGCUCCUAUUCAUUCAUCCUCCUCACUGUUCACAGGAUGAAGUCAGCAGAGGGCAGGAAGAAGGCCCUAGCCACCUGUUCUUCCCAUAUGACAGUGGUCAUUCUCUUCUAUGGUGCUGCCAUAUAUACCUACAUGCUCCCCAGCUCCUACCACACCCCUGAGAAGGACAUGGUGGUGUCAGUCUUCUACACCAUACUCACACCUGUGUUAAACCCUUUGAUCUAUAGUCUUAGGAAUAGGAAUGUCACUAGGGCUCUGAAGAAAACAUUCACAGUGAGACCUAUUUUUCUAGAAACAAAGUAG
Molecule: messenger RNA, 954 nt
Organism: Perognathus longimembris pacificus (Pacific pocket mouse)
Lineage: Eukaryota; Metazoa; Chordata; Mammalia; Rodentia; Heteromyidae
Product: olfactory receptor 2T29-like
Exons: 1
Coding region: 7-954 (315 amino acids)
Biological process (GO): G protein-coupled receptor signaling pathway
Cellular component (GO): membrane
Molecular function (GO): olfactory receptor activity; G protein-coupled receptor activity
Source: RefSeq, a predicted model, not a curated record